UGGACUGGAGGCGGAGGCUUCUAAAGAGUAGCAGCUGCGGGCAAGACCAAGAACCCGCUCCUCGGAACGACUAUCGACUUGAAAUUCACCGUCGCUCUGUGAAUUGGAACAUUACUUUUACGCAAUAACUUGACAAGCAUUCGCAUUCGAUCACGGCCAUGUGGCAUCUUUUUUGGGCACCUGAACCGGACUCUUGCUUUCUUCAUGUUUUUUAAAACUUUCCCCCUCCUCCGCUCAGCUUCAUGAGAAAUAGAAGACGAGGAGGAUAAAGACACUUGGCAAGAAUUUUCCAGCCAAGACUUUCUUAUCCACGUGUAGAUCAAAAAAAUAAAGUACUAUAGUCAAAGCGUGAAAAAACAGGAAUGGAAGUGGAGUAAAUGAAAAUAAAAGACUUUUUUAGGCUACAAUAAAAAGUAAUGGCACAAAUAUGUUUACAAAAGUGUGGCGGCACAAAUAUAUUUACAAACGUGUGGCGGGUAAAAACAGAACAAAACCAACCAGAGGGAGAGAACUGUUCUAGACCGUACAAAACGUAGUAAUGCCCAUCACUGUUGUAGGGUGGACCGUGCAGAAAGACAGGUGGAUAGGAAGUCAAGUAUAGUGUAAUUAUCAAACCCAUCCCUCAUUUCCAUAUCUAGUGUGGGUCUGCUGGACCUUAGCCAAUCCACCAUCGAAAGCCACCAAGAGUAAUCAAGCAUUAUCCUCCAUCAUAAUCACACCGACAUGCGCAAUCUGCACAUGGGUAAGUAACACCAGCUAAUAGGCUAUCCCUUAUUUCACUGACCCGACUCUCUCUGACGGGUUCUAUUUGUUAGAUGCCGAUGUAUCGGCCAAAGGCAGCAAGAGCAGCUAACAGAGAACUGACAACAUGUCCCGCCGCAAGCAAGCGAAGCCACAGCAUCUCAAAUUGGACGAAGAAGCGUUGCAAACUGACGUCGCCACAGAACAUGCUCUAUUGGAGGGAAUGGAUGAGGAGGAGCGCCGCAGUGGCAUUGAGGAAACGCAUGUGUGUGAAAAAUGUGCUGAGUACUUCACCUGGGCCGAACUGUAUGAGCACCAGAGAAACUGCACAGAGGACCCACCUCAGUUCCUCAUUGUGAAGGAAGAUGAGGGGAUGCCUAGACCUGAGGGAUCCCCAGCUGGAUCCUCCCCAACCCCCAGCCUGGCCAUUCUUAGCCUGGCCCCCAGUGACUCAGCAGACAUCGAGUCAGCGGACGGGGGCCUUGAGCUGGUGGAGCCUAUGAAUGAUAAUGAUAAUGACAGCACAGAUAUGUUAGAGGAGAUGAACAUGGGAGAGAGGGAGGAUGAAUCCAUGGAGGUGGAGCAGCAGCACCACGACAAACAUAAGUCAUCUAGACCCCAGAAUCCCCCAGAUACAACCGAGUUGGCCAUCCCUUCAUCUCAGUCGUCUCCUGUGACCAGCAGCAUGCCCAGUACGAACGUAACGCUGGAGAUCCUCCACAGUACCCAGGUGGCUGUGGCCCAGUUCUCCCAGAGCCUCCACAGUAGUGGGGCAGGAGGGAAGGCGGCCACAGCAGCCAUCCCAGUGAUCCUGGAGCACCUGCUGUCUUUGCAUCAGCAACAGGUCCACCAGUUGCAGCUUAUUGAGCAGAUCCGUAGCCAGGUGGCCUUCAUGAACAAACAGCCCACACAAACAGCACUAAACCCAGUCUCCAGGGCCCUAUCACUGGCACCAAACCCUUUCCCCUCCCAAGGCCUCAUCGCUCCCCCUGUCCUACCACUGUCUGGGACGAUUCCCUCUGCCGUCAAUGGACAAGCAUCUGUGUCUUUGGCAGCUGUGCUUGAGAGGUCCCACACACUCUCCUCACAAACUUCAUAUGGACAGGCCCACAUGAGAAAUGUUAGAUGUACCUCAGCUCCCUCAGAGAACUCUGCCCCUCCCCCUACUAGCUGCAACAAUAUUUCCUCAUUACAGCCUCCCUACACGGGUUCACACUCACACACAAGCGGGAGCUGUACUCAGACCCUGACCUCGUCCAGCUCACUGUCCAUGCAGGGUCAGAGCAACAGUCUCCUCAGCUCACCAUCCAGCCUGCCGUUUCUACCUCAGAGCCCCCCCAGCAGUGUCAUCUUCCCCAACCCCCUGGCCAGCAUCACAGCCACGACUAACGCCCUCGACCCGCUCUCCGCCCUGAUGAAGCACCACCGGAAUGGCAAGCUGCCCAAUGUGUCCAUGUUCGACACCAAGCCCAGCACUGAGGAGCCCUUUUUCAAGCAUAAGUGCAGGUUCUGCGCCAAAGUGUUUGGCAGCGACAGCGCGCUGCAGAUCCACCUGCGCUCUCACACCGGGGAGAGGCCCUUCAAGUGCAACCUCUGCGGCAAUCGCUUCUCCACUAAAGGGAACCUGAAAGUCCACUUCCAGAGACACAAAGAAAAGUAUCCACAUGUUCAGAUGAACCCUUAUCCAGUGCCGGAAUAUUUAGACAAUGUGCCAACGUGCUCUGGUAUUCCCUAUGGAAUGUCAUUCCCUCCUGAAAAACCAGGAGCCACUUGGCUGGAUAGCAAGCCUGUUUUAGCGACGGUACCCACCUCUAUGGGCCUUCAGCUUCCCUUCACGCUCACUACUAUGGGAAGCUCAAGUGGCUCUCUAAGUGUCACACCACCCAUCAAAUCUCCUUUUAGGCCCUCCCCAGCCACAAGUGAAUGUGUGUCUUUGUCGCUGAACACUACAGGCAAUGAAACCAGUGUUCCCACAGCUUUAGAGUCUCCACAGUCUAAUCAGGAUGGGGAAGCCUCCCACGUAUUGAAAGCAGAGGAAAUUCACCUGCCCCAAAACUGCAUGACUAGACCCAGGGUGAGUCCAUUUACUGUGGCAACAAGUAAAGCCAUGACUAUGACCACAUCCACACCUGAGUGCAGCACACCGACUUACCCCGUUUCCAACUUCUCACCACUUUCCCUGGCCUCUGACCCGUUCAAAGCAAAGUUUCCAUUCGGUGGCCUCCUGGACUCUAUGCAAACGUCAGAGACCUCAAAGCUCCAGCAGCUGGUGGAGAACAUAGACAAGAAGAUAACAGACCCCAACCAGUGUGUCCUCUGUCACCGCGUGCUCAGCUGCCAGAGCGCGCUGAAGAUGCACUACCGUAUCCACACAGGGGAGAGGCCCUUUAAAUGUAAGGUGUGUGGCAGGGCUUUCACCACCAAAGGAAACCUGAAGACACAUAUUGGUGUCCACAGAGCAAACCCUCCUCUCCGGGUUCAACAUUCAUGUCCCAUCUGCCAGAAGAAGUUCACCAACGCUGUAGUGCUACAGCAGCACAUCCGCAUGCAUAUGGGGGGUCAGAUCUCAAACUCACCCUUAAUGGACGGCCUACAGGACCUCGACACUGAUCUCUCCUUCGAUGAGAAGAACUUUGACAGCCUGAAGAACUAUGACAAUGACCUCAUGUACGACAACUCCAUGGGGGAGGAAGAGGAUGAUGAAGAAGAAGAGGUAGAAAAUAUGGAGGGGGGUGUAGAUACCCUCAAACCCCUGAGCUCUGUCUCAAGUUCUCCUCCCAACUCUGAUGCUGUUGUCUCCAGCAUAGCUGCACUGGAGAACCAAAUGAAAAUGAUAGACUCCACCAUAAACCUAAACAACUCCUUUGGGCUGAAGUCAAUGAUGAAUGGUUUUAUGGACAGUGAGCGCCGUGCUGCUAUCCACUACUCUAUAGUGGGAGAAGGACAGAAUCACAAUGCAGUCGGCAGCCCAACCGUGUCUGAAUCGUCCACCGCCAUGCAUGUACCAGUGUCACCUGCACAAAGCAACUCUGAGGUCCACCUCUGCAAUUCCCCAUCUGGGAAGCACAGUGGAGAGUCACAAGAGAUCACAGCCUCAGUGAAGAGUGAGCAAUCUGAUUCGCCCACCUCGACUCCGGUACUGGAAAAUGGAGUGACCCUGGAUCUGAGAGGGAUGCAACCUCACAGGCAGUGUGUGAAACGGGAGAGUCCUUACAGUACGCUGUUCCUGAGUAAAGAACGUGGUUCCAGCCAAAGCAUUCCUAGCCUGAAUACCAGCAUUGCGCCAAGGAUGAUCAAAUCUGAAAUGAAUGGGCACCAUCGGCCAAUGAACUUCAACGAUGGGCUGCAUCAUCCAUUUGGCCUCCAGGUCCCUGCCGCUCCUCCAUCUCUGGUGAGCCCAGGAAUCAUCUCUCUGCUUGGGCCACCAACGCGGACCCCCAAGCAGCACAACUGCCAUGCGUGUGGGAAGAACUUCUCCUCAGCCAGCGCUCUACAGAUCCAUGAGCGGACCCACACUGGGGAGAAACCAUUCGGUUGCUCCAUCUGUGGCAGGGCAUUCACAACUAAAGGAAACCUGAAGGUACACAUGGGCACUCACAUGUGGAACAACGCACCAGCCAGAAGAGGCAGGCGUCUGUCAGUGGAGAACCCCAUGGCCUUGCUGGGUGGGGAAGCUGCCAUGAAGUUCGGAGAGAUGUUUCAGAAGGACCUGACGGGACGGGCCAUGAACGUGGACCCAGGGUUCUGGAACCGCUACGCAUCAGCUAUAACCAACGGCCUAGCCAUGAAGAAGAAUGAGAUCUCAGUGAUCCAGAAUGGGGGGAUUCCACAGCUUUAUCCCAUGACGGCAGGCAUGGACAGAGUCAGCACUGGGGGUAGCUCACCAAUGACCAGUCUUGGAAAGACAGCCAUGGACCUUGGAAUUAACCGACCCGACUUUUCUAUGUUAAUUGAUGACAGUAAAGAGAUUGGGAUCAAUUGAAAUAAAUUGAAUGGCAGAUUAAUAAAAUAAAUAGAUUAUACAAACAAUGUAGAGAAUAAAUGAUUGAUUUAUUUGUAAAAACGAGUUGACUAUGUAUUAUAUUAUAUACAGAUAAAAAAUGUUUUAUUAAUUCACAUACCUAUAGUAUUUCAUUCUUGUUUUAUUUGACUGUCCAUUUGCAAAUGUUGGUUUUGCCCCCAUAAACUCGUUGUUUCACUUUGUCCAUGGUGCUUACUAGAGACACAUACUCUAUUACUCUAAAAAGGGAAAAUGUGAUAUAGAAAUGCAAAGAGAGGAAUCUGUCCGUUGCUCACUGCUGCUAUUUUGUGCAAAGCACAUAUUUCUUUAUAACGAGGCCUCACAUGUAGGCCUGCAGCAUUUCAAAUUGAAGAAUUUGUGCAAGUAAUUGUGCAACCCUGAGGUUGGACAAUAAUUUCUUGAAUUUACUUCAGGUUAAAUUGCAUGUCCCAUUUCUUCACUGGACUUUACUCUUGACUUUACACAGUCUAUCAGCAUGCAUUUCAGCUUCCUCAUGUAAGUUAUUUUCUCUGCAUCCAAAAUGUACACUACCAGUCAAACGUUUUAGAACACGUACUCAUUCAAGGGUU
Messenger RNA from Coregonus clupeaformis (lake whitefish), 5331 nucleotides. It is a transcript of the gene sall3b, whose product is annotated as spalt-like transcription factor 3b. Gene Ontology annotation, biological process: regulation of transcription by RNA polymerase II. Gene Ontology annotation, molecular function: RNA polymerase II cis-regulatory region sequence-specific DNA binding; DNA-binding transcription factor activity, RNA polymerase II-specific. Lineage: Eukaryota; Metazoa; Chordata; Actinopteri; Salmoniformes; Salmonidae. Gene Ontology annotation, cellular component: nucleus. The record is from RefSeq and is a predicted model, not a curated record.